GUCCCCUCACGUAGGAGGCGUGGGAAAGAGUGCCGCGGGGCAGUCUGGGCCGCUCCCGCUGUCCGCCGCCAUCUUGCUUUACUCUAAGGCGGCUGUGACCGCGGCUCAGAGCAAUCUUGAGCCAUGAGGCUAAUAGCCAGAGCUGGGUCCCUCUCGAGAUUUUAUUCCCUCAAAGUUGCUCCCAAAGCUAAAGCCACAACUGCCCCUGCAGGAGUGCCUCCACAUCCUCAGGACCUUGAGUUUACCAAAUUACCAAAUGGUUUAGUGAUUGCUUCUCUCGAAAACUAUGCUCCUGCAUCAAGAAUUGGUUUGUUCAUUAAAGCAGGCAGCAGAUAUGAGGACUCCAACAAUUUAGGAACCUCUCAUUUGCUUCGUCUUGCAUCCAGUUUGACUACAAAAGGAGCUUCAUCUUUCAAGAUAACCCGUGGAAUUGAAGCAGUUGGUGGAGAAUUAAGUGUGAUUUCAACAAGGGAAAACAUGGCUUAUACUGUGGAAUGCCUGCGGGAUGAUGUUGAUAUUCUAAUGGAGUUCCUGCUCAAUGUCACCACAGCACCAGAAUUUCAUCGCUGGGAGGUAGCUGCCCUUCAGUCUCAGCUAAGGAUUGACAAAGCUGUGGCUUUUCAGAAUCCACAGGCUCACGUCAUUGAAAAUUUGCAUGCUGCAGCUUACCGAAAUGCCUUGGCUAAUUCCUUAUAUUGUCCUGAUUAUAGGAUUGGAAAAGUGACACCAGAUGAGUUACAUGACUAUGUACAGAAUCAUUUUACAAGUGCAAGAAUGGCUUUGAUUGGACUUGGUGUGAGUCAUCCUGUUCUAAAGCAAGUUGCUGAACAGUUUCUCAACAUGAGGGGUGGGCUUGGUUUAUCUGGUGCAAAGACCAAGUACCGUGGAGGUGAAAUUCGAGAACAGAAUGGAGACAGUCUCGUCCAUGCUGCUCUUGUAGCAGAAAGUGCUGCUGCAGGAAGUGCAGAAGCAAAUGCGUUUAGUGUUCUCCAGCAUGUCCUCGGUGCUGGACCACAUGUUAAGAGGGGCAGCAAUGCCACCAGCUCUCUAUACCAAGCUGUUGCCAAGGGAAUUCACCAGCCAUUUGAUGUUUCCGCUUUUAAUGCCAGUUACUCAGAUUCUGGACUCUUUGGGAUUUACACUAUCUCACAGGCUGCAGCUGCUGGAGAUGUUAUCAAGGCUGCCUAUAACCAAGUAAAAACAGUUGCUCAAGGAAACCUUUCUAAUACAGAUGUCCAAGUUGCCAAGAACAAGCUGAAAGCGGGGUACCUAAUGUCAGUGGAGUCUUCUGAGGGUUUCCUGGAUGAAGUUGGGUCCCAGGCUCUAGUUGCUGGUUCAUAUGUGCCGCCAUCCACAGUCCUUCAGCAGAUUGACUCGGUAGCUGACGCUGAUGUCAUAAAUGCUGCAAAGAAGUUUGUUUCUGGCCGGAAGUCAAUGGCAGCAAGUGGAAAUUUGGGGCAUACACCUUUCGUUGAUGAGUUGUAGUACUGAAACACAUAUUGCAGGAAAGAGCUGAACAUUUUCUCAACUAAGAGCAGCAAGUAUGUGAAAGUGAAAAGUCUUUAAUGUAACAUUUAUCUUUUUUUCCAGUGAGAUGAAAUAUCAAAAAGCAUAAAUGCAGGUAAUUGUUCCCAACUGACCUAAAGUCAAUAAAACUUCUGUUUAAAUGUU
Messenger RNA from Orcinus orca (killer whale), 1671 nucleotides. RefSeq names its product cytochrome b-c1 complex subunit 2, mitochondrial. The transcript has 14 exons. Gene Ontology annotation, biological process: proteolysis. Lineage: Eukaryota; Metazoa; Chordata; Mammalia; Artiodactyla; Delphinidae. Gene Ontology annotation, cellular component: mitochondrion. Gene Ontology annotation, molecular function: metalloendopeptidase activity; metal ion binding. The record is from RefSeq and is a predicted model, not a curated record. Bases 124 to 1485 code for a protein of 453 amino acids.